This is a messenger RNA of Perca fluviatilis (European perch), 1686 nucleotides long. Its product is annotated as phospholipase A2 inhibitor and Ly6/PLAUR domain-containing protein-like. The record is from RefSeq and is a predicted model, not a curated record. The coding region runs from base 99 to 800 and encodes 233 amino acids. NCBI's taxonomy places the organism in Eukaryota, Metazoa, Chordata, Actinopteri, Perciformes, Percidae. The transcript is spliced from 5 exons.
AUGCAUGACUCAAACACUAUGUUAAGCCCUGCUGAUUUUAGUUUAGUAUCACAAUCCAGGAAAACAGGAAACAGGACAGUACUUACCUGUUCAUCACGAUGAAGCUGAUCCUUUCUCUGACUCUCCUCUGGGCACUCUCCAGUACAGCUGGAGCACUUCAGUGUCAAACUUGCAUAAAUCAGAAUUGUUCAAGCACAGUACCACAACCAUGUUCCUCAGAGACGGCGUGCAUAGCAGCUUCCAUUCAAGCCAAUGUCUCUGGCUUUUCAACACAGCAAAUCUUCAAGGCGUGUGCACCGUCCUCCCUCUGUCCAGCCCUAGGCCCUCAGACAUUUUCAGGCAACGUUGGUUUUGCGAAUGCCCUUGUAUAUGCUAACUGCUGCAACACAGAUAAUUGCAACAUGAAUAUUAUACCUAUCCCUGUGGCUCAGACAAAUAACAGCCUAAAGUGUUACACAUGUGACCUUUUCACCUCUAAUUGCAACUCUUCAAUACAAUGUAAAGGAGUGGAGAACUCCUGCAUUCAAGCAACGUUGACGACUUUGUCCAGCACUUUUCUAGCCUUUGGCUGCGCUUCUACAAACCUGUGUGCAGCUGCCAGCCUGGGUAACCUAACUUCCAUUGAAAGUGUCAAUGCCACUGGAGUAUCCUGUUGUGGGACCAGUUUGUGUAAUACUGUCAAAACUAACACAACCUCUGUCCCAACAACCGCUGCCCCAACUACCAGUGAAGCCGGCUGCCGUAUCAGACUGGGUAUGAUCCAUCUGCUGCUCGGACUACUUGUGUUUACCCUCUGUUAGAAUCCAGAAACAGCUGUGACUAUGCACCUAGGAAGCCACCAGAAUGACCUUUUAAAGCGUGGACUUGGGUUUACUACUCACUGAUAUCUUUAGUUGGUAUUUAUAGAUCCAAAUGUUGGGAAAGGGGGGAUGGAGUCUGGGUGAAGCUGAGGUGGGACAAGUAGGCAGCAAUGUAAUAGACACACAUACAUGGGGACAAGGGAACACUACUAUUUUACACUAUUAUUAUCCAAAAUGGUCUGGUUAUUGAAUAAUGAGGAUUGUCAGAGCUGUGCAGUUACCGGAAAAUAAAGCCCACUAUUGCUAUUGAUCAUGUAAAAAUAUAAAAUGCUCAUUGAUAGUUAAUUGUGUGGUCAAGCAGGGUGACAUGUUUCUGAUGACUACACCUUUCCAUUAAAUGGAAAUCUUUGCUCAAGUCUUGUGCAUCAUUUUAAUUAGCAUUUUCCUUUACUGAUUUUCUGGAACUUAGUUUGAAACUUGCACUGCAUUUGGUUGGAAACUUGAGUGUUUAAACUGACGACCAAAGAUUUCACCAAGUUUUCCAUCACAUUUCAUCAUCUGAUCUUCAAAAUCACACAAUGUAAAGAGCCCUUUUAACUUUCUCCUAAUUUCAUCUCAAAGUGCACCAGAAGGCCUCAUUUACAUGUUAAAAUUGUAAAACAUGUUAUUGGAGCACCUAAACAACCCUUACUGAGGUUUGCUUUUGGAGUUUGCCGGUCUGAUUGUAAAAGCAGAAUAAAACAUUGUCGUAAUAAAGCCAACAUAUAAAGAACAUAGUGCAAGAAAACUGCCAACAGAGCUUUAUUGUAUGUUUGUCUUGGAACAUAAUAAACAGGUUGAUCAACUGAAUAAAAACGGGUGUAGGAAUAAACUCUAAUGACCUUGA